AUGGCUGGAUUUUUUAGUCGCUUAACUGCGUCUGCGUCUACGCCUCUUCAACAGGCGAUAGAAAAAGUAACGGAUCCAUCGAACCUAAAUGAGGAUUGGGACUUGAUUAUGCAAAUAUGCGAUAAUGUUGUUGAAAAUGAAGACAAUGCAAAAGAGGCAAUAAAAGUAAUUCGAAAACGUUUACAAGCAGGAACAGCAGGUGGUUGGAGAGGAAUUUUAUUGACACUCACACUACUUGAAGCAUUAUCAAAAAACUGUGGUAAGAUAUUUCAUCUACAAAUCGCCAGUAAAGAUUUUCUAAAAGAAUUAAAAAAUGUUAUCGGACCAAAAAACAAUCCACCUGUUAUCGUUCAAGAAAAAGUUCUUGGCAUGGUUCAGACAUGGGCAAUAGCAAUGCGUAAUGAUCCAGAUUUGAAAGUUGUUGAUCUAUUUUAUCUUGAAUGUAAACAACAAGGUCUUGAAUUUCCUAUGGCGGAAAAUGAAAGCACAGCAAAAGCAGUCAUUCCUGCAACGAAUCGAAGCGGGUCUGAUGGACAACCGUUUAUUUCUACUUCUCCUCAUCAACAACAAUCUGCUUCUGACCGUAAUACUGGCAUUGGAAAUAUCCGAUCAUUAACAGCUGAACAAGUAGCUAAACUACGUAGUGAACUUGAUGUUGUAGAAACAAAUGUUCAAGUGUUUGGCGAAAUGCUUGUAACAUUAAUACCAGGUGAAGAACACAUAAAAGACUACCAAUUAUUAACAGUAAGUAGCAUUUCAAUUUUGUAUAAUUUUUGCAUCAUUGCAUUUUAUUUGAAGGAUCUUUACAAAACAUGUACACAAAUGCAAGCAAGGAUUAUUGAUUUACUUAGUCAAAUAGCAAUUGAUGAAAUAACAGUUGAUCUUCUUCGAUAUAAUGAUGAACUCAAUAAUGCAUUCAGGAACUAUGCAAGUUAUAUGGAACGGCGUGAAAAAGUAGUUGAUCCUGAGUCACAUUCACAGCAACAGAUCAAUGUUCCGCCGUCACAGACAACAUCUUCGCCGAAUCGUUAUCCACAAACACAGCAACGUCAAAUACCUGUAAAGAAAUUAUCAACCACAAGUGUUAGUGAUGAUCAGCCUGCAUUGAUCAAAUUCGACGAUGAACCAGUAUCUCCUAGUGCACAGCAUUCCUCACCUCAAUUCGCAACAGGAUUUCAAAAUAUGCGUCUUAAUCAAUCGCCAGAUGCUGUACCAAAACCUUCAAAUUCAACUGCUUCCCAUUCGUCUGCACGUCAGAAUAAUCCUAUCGAAAGUGCAGAAACACAGGAACCUGAGCGAGAUAUAAAAGAAAUAGAAGUUUGGCUCAACAAACAAGAUGAUAAAGUAACGAGUAGUGAAGAAAAACCAAUCGCAUCAGGACCAACGCCAGAAUUUAAUAAUUUUGUUCAUAAACGGGCAUCAUCUAUUCCGGAAAAUACAGAGGACGUUGUUCACAACACAUCAACUAGCCCAAAAAAGACAGUUAUAUUAAACGAAGCGAAUAAUAAUACCACAGUCUAA
Molecule: messenger RNA, 1521 nt
Organism: Didymodactylos carnosus
Lineage: Eukaryota; Metazoa; Rotifera; Eurotatoria; Philodinida; Philodinidae
Source: the annotation of a GenBank genome assembly